AAUUUUAAUUUAUUUCAAUCGUAAUAAUUAUCAACAUUAUCCACAAGAUAAAAUUAAUAUUACAAAUAUGUCAACAUUAAAAAGUUUUAUUGAAGUUUCAGCUGAUUCACAUUUUCCAAUUCAAAAUCUUCCAUAUGGCGUUUUCAAACCAUCAGAAAAUGAAUCUUCAAGAAUCGGUGUUGCUAUCGGUAAUUUAGUUUGUGAUUUAUCAGCUCUUGUUGAUUUAAAACUUUUUGAAUCAUCAUCAUUAAAAGAUACCAAAGUUUUCCAUCAAGGUUAUUUAAAUGAUUUUAUGUCAUUAGGUAAACAAGUUUGGAGUGAAACAAGAAAAGAACUUCAAAAACUUUUAUCAUCAGAAAAUCCAACAAUCAGAGAUAAUCAACAAUAUAAAGAAAAAAUCUUUUAUCAAAUUGAUAAAGUUAUUAUGCUUUUACCAGCUAGAAUUGGUGAUUAUACAGAUUUUUAUGCAUCAAAAGAACAUGCUACAAAUGUUGGUAUUAUGUUUAGAGGCAAAGAAAAUGCUUUAAUGCCAAAUUGGUUACAUCUUCCAGUUGGUUAUCAUGGUAGAUCUUCAUCUGUCGUUGUUUCAGGUACCAAACUUAGAAGACCAUGUGGUCAAACCAAAGGUGAUGAUGAUGCCGCACCAACUUUCAAUCAAUGUAAACUUUUAGAUUUCGAAUUAGAAAUGGGUGCUUUAGUUGGUGUACCAAAUAACUUGGGUGAACCAGUUCCAAUUUCUCAAGCAAAAGAUCAUAUUUUCGGUUUAGUCCUCUUAAAUGAUUGGAGUGCUCGUGAUAUCCAAAAAUGGGAGUACGUUCCAUUAGGUCCAUUUUUAGCUAAAAACUUUGGUACCACUAUUUCACCAUGGGUUGUUACAAUGGAAGCUCUCCAACCAUUUGCCGUUGAUGCCCCACAUCAAGAUCCAACUCCAUUACCAUACCUCCAAGAAUCUGGUAAAAAUACUUUUGAUAUCGAAUUAACUGUUGGUAUUAAAACUGAAAAGAUGUCUGAAGCUCACACUAUUUGCAAAUCAAACUUAAAAUAUAUGUACUGGACUCUCAGCCAACAACUUGCUCAUCACACUAUCAGCGGUUGUAAUCUUAACCCAGGUGAUCUCUUAGGUACUGGUACAAUUAGUGGCCCAACUGAAGAUAGCUUUGGUUCAAUGUUAGAGCUUUCAUGGAAAGGUUCCAAAACUAUUUCUUUAGGCGAAUCUGGUGAAACUAGAAAAUUCAUUCAAGAUAACGAUACUGUUGUUAUGUCUGGUGUUUGCAAAGGUAAAGAUUAUCAAAUUGGUUUUGGUAAUUGCGUAGGUCAAAUUAUUCCAGCUCACAAAUAUUAAAUUCUCAACGUUUAAUUUAUAAAUAAAAAGUUUAAUUUUUUUUUUUUUUCUAUUAAUAAUUUAUAAUACAAACAAAUUAAAAAAUAUAUAAG
Molecule: messenger RNA, 1434 nt
Organism: Dictyostelium purpureum
Lineage: Eukaryota; Evosea; Eumycetozoa; Dictyosteliales; Dictyosteliaceae
Exons: 2
Coding region: 68-1342 (424 amino acids)
Biological process (GO): L-phenylalanine catabolic process; L-tyrosine catabolic process; homogentisate catabolic process
Molecular function (GO): fumarylacetoacetase activity
Source: RefSeq, a predicted model, not a curated record